AUGGGUGGUUCAAGUACUAGUAAUGUACCAUUGGAGGAAGAUUUGGUAUACGAUGUUGAACUUCUUCCUCAUGAUCCGGGAAAAAGAAUAAACAUAAUGGAUUACCCCGCAAAUGAACGAAAUGCAGUUAGGAGGGGUUAUAUUCUUAAAAAACCUUGCCAACCAAAAACUCAUGACUUUCCUCAAAGACAAGUGUCUGGUUUACGUCGCUUUAGUAUUCAUUGGUUCAAGAAAUGGGAUUGGCUUGAGUAUAGUAUUGAAAAAGAUGCCACAUUUUGUUUUGUAUGUUACUUGUUCAAGAACGAAGUUGAUAGUUAUUCGGGGGGUGAUGCAUUUGUUGAUGGAGGGUUUAGGGCAUGGAAUAAACCGGAAAGAUUUGAGAAGCAUGUGGGUGGAAUUAACAGUUUGACAUUUCGUGGACAUGAUGAAAGCGGGGAGUCAUAUAAUAGGGGUAAUUUCCUUGAGCUUUUGAAAUGGUUAGGAGAAAAGGUUGAGGAAGUAAGACAACAUACUCUUGAAAAUGCACCUAAAAAUUGUCAAAUGAUUUCCCUUCUACUCAAAAGGAAUAUUAUUAAUUGUUGUGCCAAAGAAAUAACUAGGUGCAUAAUAGAAGAAGUUGGUGAUGAUUACUUUGUCAUAUUAGCCGAUGAGUCAAGUGAUGUGUCCCAAAAAGAACAACUAGCUCUUGUUUUGCGCUUUGUUAAUAGAGAUAGUGGAAAGGUAAUGGAGCGAUUUUUAGGCAUUGUUCAUGUUGGUAAUACUAUCGCUUUAACUCUUAAAGAUGCAAUCAUGUCUUUACUUGUUGAACAUUCAUUGAGUCCGUCUAUGAUAAGAGGGAAAGGGUACGAUGGAGCUAGCAACAUGAAAGGUGAAAUAAAUGGUCUUAAGACUUUGAUUAUGAAUGAUACUCCAAGUGCCUACUACAUUCAUCAUUUUGAAUUGUAUGACUAA
Molecule: messenger RNA, 951 nt
Organism: Chenopodium quinoa (quinoa)
Lineage: Eukaryota; Viridiplantae; Streptophyta; Magnoliopsida; Caryophyllales; Amaranthaceae
Product: zinc finger MYM-type protein 1-like
Exons: 2
Coding region: 1-951 (316 amino acids)
Source: RefSeq, a predicted model, not a curated record